CUCCAGGUUCUAGCCACGUUGUGCGCGGCCCAGCCAUGUCCCUUGUUGGGCCUGCAAGAGUCCAAGUCCUUCGGGUGCUGUGGGCACUGAUGGUGGUGCUGUGGACUCCGUGGAGGCUGUGGGCAGUCCAGGAAAUCCAAGAUUGCACCUGGGAGGUUGUCCUGAACGAGUUUGAUAGAAUAGGUGCAAAUGGCGUGAGCGACCGGUUCUUUGUUCAAGAGCCUGUGGAUACAGUGGACCAAGUGAUCCAAAUGCUGGUGGACUCACCCAUUGAUCAGCUCGAGAAAUACCUGGGCUUUCCUUACUACCUGAAGAUCAACUACUCCUGCAAGGGACAGCCCUCCGAGGACCUGGUACGCAAGGGCUACCUGACAGGGCUCAAGCCCUUGGUGCUGGUCACCUUCCAGUCCCCAGUCAACUUCUAUCGCUGGAAGAUAGAGCAGCUGCAGAUCCAGAUGGAGGGAGCCCCUUUUCGCAGCAAAGAGCCAUGCGUGGCAGAGGAGCUGUGUGUCAUGAACUGGUACACACCCAUGCCCAUCAAGAAUGGCAGUGUGGUCAUGAAAGUGCACAUCCACAGCAAUGGCCUGGGGCCCUUCAUUCCAGAAAAAAGGUUCCAAAUGAAUAUCAAUGGCUUCCUGAAGAGAAAGAGAUACAACACCAUCGAAUUCCUUGUGGGAGAUGAGAUCUCCGACGUGAGUCCCAGGGCGUUUGUGAACGUCCCAUCCAGGCCUCUGUGGUACACUGUGGACGUGUCACCAGUGCUUAUCCUAGGUGGCAUUCCCAAUGAGAAGCGCGUCCUGAUGACUGACACUAGCUUCAAGGACUUUUCUGUCGUGGAGUUGAGCAUUGACAGUUGCUGGGUAGGCUCCUUCUACUGCCCCCAUUCUGGCUUCUCAGCCACCAUCUACGACGCCAUCGCCACUGAGGCUACCCUCUUCAUUCGGCAGAACCAGCUUGUCUACUAUUUUACAGGCACCUAUCCCAUACUCCACGAGAGCAAUCGAGGCAGCGGCAGCUGGGUUCGUGUCCUGGCCUCUGAAUGCAUCAAGAAAUUGUGCCCCGUGUAUUUCCAUAGCAAUGGCACUGAGUAUGUACUGGCCCUUACCACUGGCAAGAACGAGGGUUAUCUCCACUUUGGGACCAUCAGAGAUGGCAGUGUGUCCUUUGAAAUGCUGCCCAGGGAAAGGUCCGUGUGCGAACACAUUGGAGUUGACAGUUGCUCCAUAACCUGGGCGGAAUACCUCGCAGAUGACUAUUACCUACUGCUUCUGGUGGAGAGUAAACACAAUACUGCUGGGACUUACUUCCAGGUGGUCGGCUACAGCACAAAGAAAAAUAAUAAUGAUGCACUGACACAGCUGUACAGAAUCCCAGAAUUCAUCCCUGAUGCUCGUGGCUUGGAGUUCCUGAUGAUCCUAGGGACAGAGUCUUACACCAGCACUCCAAUGAUACCCAAGGGCAUGUUCUUUAACCCGUACAACAACCUGCUGUUCAUCUGGGGCAACUUCCUCCUGCAGAGCUCUAACAAGAAGAACUACAUUUACCUUGCAGACUUCCCUAUGGAACUGUCCAUCAAAUACCUGGUGAGAUCAUUCCAUGGAGACAUGGCUAUUGUCACAGAGACUGAGGAGAUCUGGUACCUCCUGGAAGGCAGCUACAAGGUGUACAAACUGUUCCCUUCCAAGGGAUGGGGGAUCCAUACCAGCCUCCAGGCGAUGCACCAGUCCUCUUUCUACUCACACAAUGAGACCAUGGUGACCCUCUUCUAUGAAGACAAUGAACUGUAUCAGCUGGCAUACCUCAUCAAUAACCAGGAGGGCAAGCUGGUCAAGAGGCUUCUGCCUGUGGAGAAGCUUCUGAUGUACCAGAUACACUCCCAGUAUGACAUGGAGCGGCAGGGGAGCCACUUGACGCUGUCCUUCACCAACCCCUGCCCCUUCACGGCGAUGCACCUGCAGAGACUGCCAGGGCCGCAGAGAUACACACGCCAGGAGCGCUACCGGGCGCGGCCGCCACAAGUCUUAUACGCCACCGGCUUCCACACCGAGAACUCGCUAGCUGUCUACCAGGGCCUCGUCUACUACCUGCUCUGGCUGCACUCCAAGUACGACAAGCCGUAUGCGGACCCGGUGCACGACCCCACCUGGCGCUGGUGGAAGAACAAGAAACAGGACCAAGAUUACUAUUUCUACCUGGCGAGCAACUGGCGGAGCGCGGGUAGCGUGCACAUCGAUAUGGACAGCUAUGAAAAGAUCUACAAUCUCGAGCCCGAGUCCAGGCUUCCCGAGCGCAUUUUCCUGGACAAGGGCACUCAAUACGGCUUCUCUAUCUUCCUGACCGCGCGCGGCUACUCGUUCCAGACGCGGGCUGUUCUGGGUGCUGCCAACCAACUGCAGAGCAAGGUGGACGUGAGCGUGGUGCUGGCUGACCCCCACUGCAUGGAGGCCGUGGUGAAACAGGAGGUCCUUGUUAAUCGCCAGUCGGUGCUAUUCUCGAUUACACUCAAGGAUAAAAAGGUUUGCUAUGAGCAGGGCAUUAGUGGACAUCAUCUCAUGAAGUCUUCCAUGAUGAUCACUGUUCUGGGUUCUUCCGGGCACUGCUUCCAGAACACGCAGGAGGGAGCCAGUAUGCAAGGCAACCUGAUGGUGCCUGUGUUUAUUGGCUGUCCCCCAAGCAAGCGCCUGGCCUUUGACAUCACCUACACGCUGAAGUACAACCGUCUGCAGAACAAACAUUACUUUGACUGUUUACAGACCGACGCCGAGAUGCCUUGCUUUCUCUUCCGUGACACUUUCUAUCCCUUCUUCUUGAUUCAAGAUUUAGUGACGGGAGACUCUGGCAGUUUUCAGGGCAGCUUUGUGCUGAAGGUGGUGGGCGGAGGGCCCACAUUAGGCAGCAUCCGGGACUACACCGAGGAGGAAAUCUACCGCUUCAACAGCCCGUUGGACAGGACUCACAGCCUCAUAUGGACCACCAGUUCCAAAAUAACCACCAGAGACUUGGCCUUUCACAUCAUGUCCCAUCAGAGCUCGGGCAUCAAGUGGCUGUGUGAGGAGAACUCUCCAUGCUAUGACACCAUUCCCAAGAGCAUCGUCGCCCCUGACUACUUCUUCAAGGUGUUGGUGAGCAAUAGAGGUGUGGACAACAGCACAUACUGCAACUACAAGCUCAUCUUCUUGCUGCACAUCCAUGGGCUCCCGCUCAGUGCUGAACGGGCCUUCUUUAUCGUCAUGGUGUCAGCCAGCAUAUUUUUGGGCCUGGUGAUCUUGUACAUCAUCAUCUGCCUCCUGUGGCCCGUCAUGGUGAGGAGCUGCAACAUGCUCCGCUGGAAGAUCAACAACAUCAUCGCCUCAGACUCCUACUACACCUAUGGCUCUUCCAGGGUCUCAAGCCUACAGUCUCAGGGUUCCAAGCACAACUCCAAAGACUUAGAGAAAAAGGAUGAGCCUAAGGAAACUGGGAAGGAGUAAUUGACCUGAGCCUCUUGCCUGCCUCAGGUCCUGCCUACCCUCACACCUUCCCUGCCAGGCCCAUGUUGGAAAUGCAGCCUGUCACCAAGCCCAGGCCUUUCUUCCUGUUUUGUUUGAAUGUCCCCUUCUCAUUCAGACUCAAAUAAAGCCUCAUUUCAGGACCAGCUAUGGGUUCUCACAAGGGAUCACAUUUAGUUGGUUUGUAUGAGCACAGCUGCAUAGA
Otolemur garnettii (small-eared galago) is the source of this 3693-nucleotide messenger RNA. It is a transcript of the gene CATSPERG, whose product is annotated as cation channel sperm associated auxiliary subunit gamma. Gene Ontology annotation, cellular component: CatSper complex; sperm principal piece; motile cilium. Bases 36 to 3470 code for a protein of 1144 amino acids. The record is from RefSeq and is a predicted model, not a curated record. Lineage: Eukaryota; Metazoa; Chordata; Mammalia; Primates; Galagidae. The transcript has 28 exons.